AUUGGGAGCCUGAGCUAAUUGGUCGGUCUAGGUGCAGAACAAUUUUUGCGUACGGGAGGAGCUCUCGAUCUCCCCGGCCGGCUGGGCCACCAUUCGCCGGAUAAACUGAUCGCCGUCUUCUCGCUCUCUCUCUGCCCUGCUCCCGGGGCCGAGAGGGGAGGAUAGAAGGCCACGUCACGCUAUUGACACAGUAAAGCGGGGGGUCGAGAGGCCGAGGUGAAUAAGCUGGCGGACGGAACGAUGGCGAGGAGCGGCGGCGGCGGGGUGGAAGGAUGCGGCGGCGGCGUGCUGAAGAAGGGGCCGUGGACGCAGGCGGAGGACAAGCUGCUGGUCGACCACGUGCGGCGGCACGGGGAGGGCAACUGGAACGCCGUGCGCCGGGAGACCGGGCUGCAGCGCUGCGGCAAGAGCUGCCGGCUCCGGUGGGCCAACCACCUCCGCCCAAACCUCCGCAAGGGCCCCUUCUCCCCCGAGGAGGAGCGCCAGAUCCUCCGCCUCCACGGCCUCAUCGGCAACAAGUGGGCCCGCAUCUCGUCGCACCUGCCCGGGAGGACGGACAACGAGAUCAAGAACUACUGGAAUACGCGCCUCAAGCGCCGGCAGCGCGCGGGGCUGCCGCUCUACCCGCCGGACAUCGAGCGGGAGAUCGCGUUGCUGCGCGCGCAGAACAUCAACCCGUUCGCCGACGCCGACGGCAACGCCAACUCCGGCCUCCCGCCGCCGCUCCUCUACGACGCCAACAACCCGUUCGCGCUGCCUCCCGCCGUGCCGUCGCCCUCGGGCUCCGCCACGGCGUCCCACUCGCCGCUGAUCAACCAGAGCUACCCCCUCCUGAACCAGAUGCAGGGGAUGCCGGUGUUCCACCUUGCCAGCAGCCAGCAGUCGCCGCAGCCGGUGUUCCACCACCACCAGGACAACGGCGCGGCGCUCGGCCACGGUGGCUUCGUCUCCUCGGGCCUGCCGCCGUUGCCCACCAGAGCGCACGAGCUCCCUUCGAACCAAUUCGACACCUCGAGCAGCGGCGGCGGCGCCGGGCUGCUGGAAUCUCUGCUGCUCGGCGACGACCACCUACCGCGGCACAUCCCGACCAUGGUCAAGGUCAACUCCAUGCCCGCGCUCACGUACCGCGAGCCCGGCUCCUGCAGGCUGCCCGUCCACGGCGCCGGCGCCGGGAGCGACAGCGACGAGACCUCGCACUGCUUGCCCGGAGAGGACAUGCACCAUGGCGCGAAAUGGAACUUCACCUACGAUUAGGACGAGCACACA
Messenger RNA from Setaria italica (foxtail millet), 1266 nucleotides. Its product is annotated as transcription factor GAMYB. The transcript is spliced from 3 exons. The coding region runs from base 241 to 1254 and encodes 337 amino acids. NCBI's taxonomy places the organism in Eukaryota, Viridiplantae, Streptophyta, Magnoliopsida, Poales, Poaceae. The record is from RefSeq and is a predicted model, not a curated record. Gene Ontology annotation, molecular function: catalytic activity.